AUGUCCCACCCCCCCCCCCUCUUGCGUGCUGCUCUUACUCUUCACUAUCGGCCAACUUGGGCCAGCAGCCAAAACAAGAGGCACUGGUGCUUUCCGCCAUACGCCGCAGCGGCGCUGGCGCCGGGUAGCCUCCUCGCGCCGGGCUACGUCCUGGUCGCCACCAACCAGGCGGCCAUCGCGCAGAAGGCGACGUCGUUCACGCUGAACUGGAUCAACAUGGGCCUGUACGACGUACCCGGCUGCGCGAACCAGUGCUCCAGCACGGUGGGAUGCCGCUCCUUUGACAUUUAUUUCCAGCGCUCGCCCACGGUCGCGCCGAGCACCGACAACAGCUGCCCCAACCCGCCGUCCCAGUGCCACAUUGUCUGCCUGCUGUAUAAUGGCACCUUCGCCGCGACCGACCUGGUCAACACGGGCGAGUGGAGGGGUCAGUUCCAGGUGGUCAUCGCCGGUUCCAAUCUUUUCAACAAGGUCGGGCCCUAG
Molecule: messenger RNA, 483 nt
Organism: Diaporthe citri
Lineage: Eukaryota; Fungi; Ascomycota; Sordariomycetes; Diaporthales; Diaporthaceae
Exons: 4
Coding region: 1-483 (160 amino acids)
Source: RefSeq, a predicted model, not a curated record